Molecule: messenger RNA, 2421 nt
Organism: Gryllus bimaculatus (two-spotted cricket)
Lineage: Eukaryota; Metazoa; Arthropoda; Insecta; Orthoptera; Gryllidae
Source: the annotation of a GenBank genome assembly
GCCAAACGCCCUUUGGCACCCGCGGACGCCGGGCGUCGCGGCGCCUAGUAUAAAUGCCCGCGGGCGACGGCAGCGCUGUAUCACCUCCGCUCUCUGCUACAGCUGACCGGUCGCUCACCCGACUCCCUUGGCUGACACGGCCCUUCGACUCUCGCAAACAAGGAGUAAUGCAAGUGCUGGAGGACCGCUACCAGAAGUACAAGCCACUCUACCGUGCCUGGAUCGGCCCCAUUGCGGAAAUCCACUUGACGCUUCCGGAGCACGUGGAGGUUAUCAUGAGCACACCCAAAUUUUUGCAGAAAUCUCACUCCUAUAAAUUUCUUCAACCGUGGCUGGGAGAAGGUCUGCUAACAAGCACAGAGACAGCCAUGGGGACACAGAUCGGUGCGCAGGACCAGAAGCAGUCGGAGUACGUGAAGGCCAUUUACGAAGAAGAAGAAGAAGAAGAAGAAGAAGAAGAAGAAGAAGAAGAAGAAGUUGUAAUAGCGCCUUGAAAAUAAAAUUCUCAAUCACCACUCCCUGACUUCCCAAUCCUUCAUCUCCCACCUGUCUGGACGAGCUCUAAGCUCCAGCCAUGUGUGGUAGUGUGAUACAUGUAAGUGCAACGUGUGCCGUGGUGUGCGCAGGUGAUCCAGGAGCGGCGCGAGGCGCUGCGGGACGCGGGUUCGAACGCCCCCGGCGCAGACGGCGCGGCCGACGACCAGGACGACUUCCUGGGGAAGAAGAAGCGGUUGGCUUUUCUGGACUUGUUGCUGGAAGCUUCUGAGAACGGCACGAAACUGAGCGACCAAGACAUCCGUGAGGAAGUCGACACCUUCAUGUUCGAGGGCCACGACACUACCACCGCAGGUAUCUGCUGGUCGCUGCUGCUUUUGGGAGAACACCAGGAUGUGCAGACCAAGGUGGCGGAGGAGCUGGACGCCAUCUUCGACGGGUCGGAGCGGGCCGCGACAAUGCGCGACGUGCAGGAGAUGAAGUACCUGGAGCGCGUGGUGAAGGAGGCGCUGCGCCUCUACCCGAGCGUGCCGUUCGUGGGGCGCGCGCUGCCCGAGGACGCGCACGUGGCCGGCCACGUGCUGCCGGCCGGCGCAGUCGUCAACCUGCACAUCUUCCACGUGCACCGCGACGCGCGCAACUGGCCCGACCCCGAACGCUUCGACCCGGACCGCUUCCUGCCCGAGAACGCCCGCGGGAGGCAUCCGUACGCCUACAUCCCGUUCAGCGCCGGCCCGCGCAACUGCGUCGGUCAGAAGUUCGCGCUGCUGGAGGAAAAGACGCUGCUGUCUGCCGUGCUGCGCAAGUUCCACGUGCACACCACCGAGAAGCGCGACGCGCUCACGCUCAUGAACGAGCUCAUCCUGCGCCCCGAGUCGGGCAUCCAGCUGCAGCUCACGCCCAGACACUGACCGCCUCUCCGUCACGUGGGCGUUGCCAACUGCUUUUUUUUAACGAUCGUGUGAAAACGAGUGCUACACGCGUGUGAAAACAAUCUUUUCUUAAGGCAACUGAAAAAGGGACGUCGCGGUGUAAAAAAAGACACUAGGACAUCUCAAAAAGGGGCGUCACGCUGUAAAAAAAGACAUUUUCUGCAACUGUAUAAAAAGAGGCGGAUUCUGUGCAUUACUAUCCGUACGUGAAGUACGUCGUAUUUUAAUAUCCAUUAAAAAGACCCAAAAUAGUUGUCAUGACAAAAAAAACGUAAUUUGUGCGUGGAAAUUUAAGGAAGGAAACAGGCGUACUCGUCGGUAAAGCUUCCUCAUUUUGGCUCUAUACAAUAUAUUACUAACCCUGGAGAAAUCUAUCACCUUACUCCAGUACAAAAUUAUAAACUUUUUUCAAAAAUAUUUUUUACGCAGUUGUAGAAAAAACGUUCACAUUUUGUGAUCGAAGUGAGUGUUUUUUCAUGGCGUCAAUUUAUUUUUUAUCCUAGACCUACGGUCUCGACAAAAAAUUUGACAUCAACCAUGAGAAAAAAACACCCACUUUGCACACUUAAUAUCAAAACAACUAUUUCAUACUAAGAUGACGAACGAAAACGGUAUUAAAAUGAAAAAGAUGGUGCUUUGUGAAGAUUUCCAUGAACAAAUAAUCAUAGAUGAAACAAGCAAUGAUUCGCAAUAGAACUUUUUUGUCACAAUCGUAGAAAAAAUGUGCAUAUUUCAUUAAUGAAAUGUUUGCUCUUUGCACGAUCUCCACCUAUUGGUCUUGUCAAAAAAACUCAAUUUUGGUGGUGCAAGAAACAAUCAUUUCACGCAUUUACUAUAAAAAUUACUAUUUCAAUACUGUACCAUCACACAUUCAUCAUCAACACCCAUGUUCCUGACUAUGUUCGAAAACAUUCAAAUACUAAUAUCGUUAUGUGUAUAAUGUAUAUAAAACGCAUUUUUUACUGUUUUUAAAAAUAAAUGUAAUUAAAAUAUA